Molecule: messenger RNA, 1035 nt
Organism: Electrophorus electricus (electric eel)
Lineage: Eukaryota; Metazoa; Chordata; Actinopteri; Gymnotiformes; Gymnotidae
Gene: pou4f4
Product: POU class 4 homeobox 4
Biological process (GO): regulation of transcription by RNA polymerase II
Molecular function (GO): RNA polymerase II cis-regulatory region sequence-specific DNA binding; DNA-binding transcription factor activity, RNA polymerase II-specific
Source: RefSeq, a predicted model, not a curated record
AUGAUGUCCAUGAACAGCAAACAACCUUUUAGUAUGCAUCCGAUCCUGCACGAGCCGAAGUACACACCUCUUCACUCCAGUUCAGAGGCUAUUCGGCGGGCAUGCUUGCCCACACCCUCGCUACAGGGCAACAUCUUCGCCGGUUUCGAUGAGACAUUGCUUCAGAGAGCCGAGGCUUUGGCCGCGGUGGACAUCGUCGCGCAAAAGAGCCAUCCGUUCAAGCCAGACGCCACUUAUCACACCAUGACCACAAUGACAAGCAUGACCUGCACACCCACGUCGUCCGCCGCCCACCUCCACCAUCCGUCGGUGCUGACCUCGCCGCACCAUCAUCCUCACCAUCAGCCAACGCAGGGCCUGGAAGGGGACCUGCUCGAUCACCUCACUCCUGCCAUCUCCCUCGGAGGCAUGGCUGGUUCCGACGUGGGCUCGACCGCCUCUCACCCGCACUCGCACAUGUCAGCCAUCAACCACAUGCAGCACCACCACCCGCAGAGCAUGAACAUGCAUCCACACAGUCUCGGCUCUCACACUUCGCUCGGUGGCGGAGUAGACUCCGAGCCCGACCCAAGAGAGCUGGAGUCCUUUGCCGAGCGCUUCAAGCAGCGGCGAAUAAAGCUCGGAGUCACACAAGCUGAUGUCGGCGCAGCUUUGGCAAACCUUAAAAUCCCUGGGGUAGGUUGUUUGAGUCAAAGUACUAUUUGUCGCUUCGAGUCCCUUACUUUGUCUCACAAUAACAUGGUGGCUCUUAAACCCAUUCUGGAGGCAUGGUUAGAGGAGGCAGAGAGAGCUCAAAGAGAGAAAAUGACCAAGCCAGAAAUUUUCAACGGUGGGGACAAAAAGCGAAAGCGCACUUCAAUCGCAGCUCCUGAGAAACGCUCAUUGGAAGCUUACUUCGCCGUGCAACCGAGGCCCUCCUCGGAGAAAAUAGCUGCCAUUGCCGAAAAACUGGACCUGAAAAAGAACGUCGUACGAGUGUGGUUUUGUAAUCAGAGGCAAAAGCAGAAAAGAAUGAAGUUUUCGGCAACACACUAG